This is a messenger RNA of Ostrea edulis (European flat oyster), 2189 nucleotides long. RefSeq lists its product as uncharacterized. Lineage: Eukaryota; Metazoa; Mollusca; Bivalvia; Ostreida; Ostreidae. Bases 78 to 1787 code for a protein of 569 amino acids. The record is from RefSeq and is a predicted model, not a curated record. The transcript has 2 exons.
ACGAGAUUCAUCAUUAGAGAAGACCCGUCUGUUUCUAUGUAGAAUUUUAUUCCUGGGUUUUACCGUGUAUGAAAUAAAUGGAGAACAAAUUACUAAGCUGCAUUAUACUUGACCAAGAUGCUUUUUAUGACGUCAGAAUGCUAGCGGCUGACAAGAGGCAGCAGGAUUGGAUUAGUGAACAUUUGGAGGAACUGUCCACAGCGUCCCGUGCAGAAGUUCUAUACAACCGCGAAACCGUCGUCUGCUCCAACAAAAAGCAGGAGAUCGCCAAGAAAUUGUGGAUUUCGGACAUCGUUAUGUUGGGGAGUUCCCAUGACGGACUGUAUCUAGAACGACCACUUCCGCUGAUUAGGGAGGACAGGACUUAUGUUAACAAAACUGAUAUAGACGUAGUCUUUGAAUUCACAGGGGUCAUUGUUACAGAAAAUCAAAGUCAGGAUGAUGGGCAUGGAUCUUUCUUAAAGUUGGAGAACACAUUUCCCGGUUACGUCAAAAUGCGCGUGAUAAAUCGCACAAGAACAAGAGAUUCCAAAGAAUACCUUUUGCCAAUGGUGUUGAAAGAAAAACUCGAAACUGCCAUAGAUAACGCAGGAUUAUACGUUGUCAUGCAGGGAUACAAGCGCAAUGGUCCAGCACUCGCCGGUGCAUCAGAAGACGAGCUCGGGAUACAUAUCCUGGAUUACGUCUUGUGUAUGUCGAUGUCUUCAUGGCCGUCCGUGGCCACAGAGUUCCUGUCACGUCCGAGGGCUUCCGGAUGGCCGUCAUCUGAACUGAUCCAGAAAGCAACAAAAGGGGGUUGUGGAUUCGUACCAGUAGGGCAUCCUUUCAGUUUCGAAGCUCAUUUAGAAUGGCGAAUCUCUUUUGCAAUAACUGAGAGAAUCCUGCUCCUGAGCCUCACCACUACACAGAUAAGGGCGUAUGUUUUCUUCAAGGCUAUCUGCAAACUAAACUUAUUUGACGAGCAUAAACCAUGUUUAACAUCGUACAUGUUGAAAAACGUUUUCUUUUGGGUCUUAGAAAACCUUCCACUAAAAACAUGGACGCCAGACAACUUAUUCCAAUGCAUACACAAACUUGUUAAAAGACUGGAGACCUUCCUAGAAGACGAAUGUUUACCAAAUUAUUUCAUUCCACAGAGAAACAUGAUUCAACACAUAAAAGUACAGGUGAUUUUAGACGUAAGACAGAAACUCGCUAUCAUGAAAGGAGACAUCUUGGGAGUCAUUGUUCGCCACACUGAUAGGAGAGAGAUUUUCUCCGUAAUCGAUUUAAAUUACUCCAUCCUGUGUACCAAACUUUCUGGUACAGAUCAUGAAAACUUAUCGCUUUUAUUGUCGGAUGUUUAUUUCAUUGUGUACCUGACACUACGUCUCCAGUCACUCAGGUACUUAUCAAAUCUAAGCAUCCCCACUGUAAUGUACAUCAAACAACAGAGAAAAUGUAGCAUGUUCCAAGUCGUUCCAGCCUGCGCCGCACGCUACCUCAUAAACGCCAUCACACACUCCUAUAAUCUAGCUUUUCCUCUUUUGAAGUGUAAAGAGAAGAAUUCACUAACCUUAGACAUCUCUUGUUUGCGAACACGAGCUGUAGCGUUCAUAGGGACGGAAAUAUAUAAAGGAAAGCUUAAAAGAGUAAUCGAUGAAGUGGAGUAUGCCCUCGAAAAGAAAGUAAUGGAACUUUCGGAAUUCUCCGAGUUGGUACACUGGGUUAAUUUAACGUGCGGAUGGUGUAAUGCUCCGUUUCUUAUUGAUGGUGAGAGCAAAUGGGAUAUGUACGGUAUAGACUAGGUUAAACAUGCGAUAAGAUCUAUUGUAACAACAACGGUUGUAGCGAACUUCCAGGGCAGCUAGCAAGAACUUCGUUAUAACCAAAUUUCGUUGUAUUCAAUAGAUUUGCGUGAAUUCGUUAUAAGUGUGAUCGCUAUAAUCGUGUUUUACUGUAUAAGGAAUUGUUGUAGAACUGUAACGAGCUGGAUAGAAAAAAAUAAACAACAGCCCAAAUCAUGGUGGGCGACCAGAAGUGAACUGUUGUGCUAUCAAUUAAAACAAGGAAUGUCAGAAUUUUUUCUGUAGUUGUGUAUAAUUAUGUUAUAUCAACGCCCGUGGUGUCCAUGCUGUUGCUGAUGAAUAGUCACUUGAAUUAUCUGAAAAUAUAUAUUUAAAAAAAAUUAAAGUCCUGAAAAACGUUAA